CAUUUUUUUGUGGCUCGCCUCAACCCCGGGAUGUGCGCGGCAGCCAUUUUGUUAUGUCUGUGCUCUUUGUUGUGUGUGAGUGAUGUCGUGAAAUAUUUGUGAUUUAUCGCGGAUACACUCCGUCUGGCGGGGGUUUAUAUUGACUACAAGAAAUUAGAUAUCACAGCGAUUCUAUAGGAAAUCUAAGGAUGUGUUUGAGUGAAAAUUAAGGUGGAUAAAUAGAAGAAGAAGUGCAGCUGGCUGAGUGGCUUCUGUGUGGACGGUUUUAAUGAUGUGAGAGUGAGCGACAAUGGGUCCUAAAGACCGGGACCGUGGUGGAGGGGGCGGUGGUGGAGGUGGGGGCAGUGGGGGUACAGGAGGGGGUGGUGGUGUUAACGCCAGUGGCAGUAGUAGCAGCACCCCCUCGGUUACCUCCGAAGAAUGGCUGCAGCGCCUCCUUACAGCCAUAGCCAAAAUCAAAUCUCAGAAGCAGCGGCCGAACCUCGAACGCAUCACCCAAACCAUGAGACAACUCUACACUGUGCCUCCAGAUAUGGUGGUCACCAAUCUCCAGGCACAGGUGGAUGCGGGCGCUAUCCUCUACAUCGAGAACAAAGGGAUAGAGUCGUACGCCGACCCCAAGAACCCGCCUCUGCGGAUUGGGCGGGUAAGUGUCCGCACGCCCACGGCCAGCUCGCGGGCGGCCGACCUGGUGGGCAAGGUGGUGCGGGCGGUGCGGGAGUUGGGUCCCGAGGGCGGCACGCUCAAGGACAUUAGCACCCACCUGCAGAACCAGGGCAACAGCACCUUCGAUGACCCCCAGGCACCCAACCUGGUGCGCCACGCCACCAAGCGAGCCCUCCAGCGGGGCUUCCUCGCCCAGAAUGGCAAGGUCUUCACGCUCGGCACCCUCGCCAAGCAUCGCAAGUCCUCGGGACGAUCUCCAGCUGCCAAAAAAAUAUUGCUGGGCGAUGACGACGACGAGGAUGACCUUGGCAUCUCGACGCACAAGCGCACGCUCAGCGGCGCCAGCGACUCCCACCUCCAGAACACGACGAUGCCAAUAUGUUGUGAGUGCUUGGGGACGGAGAAGAGUGUUAAUGGAGGGUUUGUGCACUGCGGGUCCUGUGGGUCCUCAGUUCACCCAAAAUGUUUACGUUUGGAUCCUUCUGCAUCUGUAAGAUUACAUAAACAAGGCUGGCAGUGUGAAGACUGUAAACCGUGCAUAGUGUGCCGGAAAACAGGGUCCGAGGUACUGGGCAGCCUUAUAUUAUGCAGCUCAUGUGAUGAUGGUUAUCACAUGAGCUGUGUUUCACCUCCCUUAGAGCAACGACCAACUACGCCGAGCUGGUGUUGCUCUAAUUGUACCAAAGGGCCGCAAGGCACCAAUAAUAAUAACCGUAGUAAUCCGGCCUCCCCCACGGGUAGUGUACAUGGUGAGGGAGGCACGUCUAAUAAUAAUUCUGCCGCCAAUAGAAAAGGACGAGGGAGAUCACGAAAAGGCCUUCAAGAUGCAACGGCGAGAAGUAGAAAAUAUAGCACCUCCUCUUCUAGUUCGCGGUCAAGAUCAGCAUCACGAUGGCGGAAGAGGAGCGAAAGUGACCAGCGCAAGGAGCCAGGCAGUGACUCAGAUGACAGUGAGGGUAUGCAUAGCCAGCUUGGCCCCCCCAAGAAACUUCCUAGUGACAAAUUAUCCAAAGAAAAGGCUAAGUUUUUCAAAAGAAGUUUUGGGGAAAAGGGCAAAUUUAGAGCAGCUAAGAGUGAAAUACGGGUGGAAUCUCAUGGUAAUGCGGGUAUCAGUGUAUCUAGGGCAACAAGGGACAGUGCCUCUGGGCACAGAAAGCGUGCAGAGCCAGGUAGUGAGCUCAGCUCCAGUGGGCCUGAUUCUACUACAGAUACUAGUAGUAGUGAUGAAUCUGGUGCUGAUGUGCCUGAAGUUAACUCAAGAACUGCUGGACAUGAUGGUGAAGAAUGCCCAUCUUUACCUUGUAGUCAGGGAAGUAAUAGUACUAGUACAGGAAGCAAAGUUCCUGUCAGAAAAUCUGAAUCAUUAAGUGAGGGUGAGGUAGACUCGGGGAGUGGCACCCCCCAUGAGGAGCGAAGUUCCUCAUCCACUAACUCCUCGAGUGCCAUGUUGGCAUCAGGACACCUCAGGGGUUUGUUUGAUGGUCUUAGUCACUUGUAUACACCAUAUGACUCUCGGAAGAGACCGCUACAGGAAAGACCAAAAUAUAAAGGACCAAAGAAAAUACUCAAGUUAUCAAGAGAUGGGGAAACUUCUCUGUGUGAUACUGGUGUCGAGGGUGGGACAAGAGUGAAUAACGGUAGUGAGGGUUCACGACGUAGCGGUGAGUGUAGUGGUGCGGGAAGUAAAGGGGGUGAAAAUGGGGGGGCAUGGUCAACAUGGGCGGCUCAUAGGUGGUCCAGCACCAGCAUUGGGGCUAGCUCAGCUGGCCCCAGUGCUGUCCCAUCAGCAUUGGCAGGGGCCACCCCUCUGGCAGCCAACGUGAGUGGUGGCGGCAGCCAGGCUCAGGCAACGGAUGGACGCAAGUGGCGCAAGAUGAGGCCCGAGGGCUACAGCAGCCACACUGGGGGUCAGGAUGCAGAGGUGAAUGCUGAAGUGUUGCUCUCCCCGCCAACAGUGGAGAACAAGGUUAUUGUGGAGAAGAUUCAACGCAAUUCUUUACCACCUGGUGUCACCGAGAGAGAUUUAGAUAUGUUUAAAAAAGCUCAGGAAAGAGCUGCGCAGGAAAUGGAGAAGAACCGGACAACAGUACAAGAACGAGACCCCUUUAACAUGUCCCGGUGUCCAGCGAGUAUAGAUUUUGGCCAGUAUGAUAUCCAGACUUGGUACUCGGCACCAUACCCCCAAGAAUAUGCACGGUUAACAAAAUUGUUCCUGUGUGAGUUUUGUCUCAAAUAUAUGAAGAGCAUCUCCAUGUUGGGUCGACACUUGGAGAAAUGUGUCUGGCGAACCCCACCUGGCACUGAGAUUUAUCGCAAAGAUGGUCUCUCUGUCUUUGAGGUGGAUGGUAAUGUUAGUAAGAUAUAUUGUCAGAACUUGUGCCUAUUAGCUAAACUGUUCCUGGACCACAAAACUUUAUACUAUGAUGUGGAGCCCUUUCUUUUCUACGUCCUGACCCGCAAUGAUGAGAAGGGCUGUCAUUUGGUGGGUUACUUUAGCAAGGAAAAACUAUCUGCACUCAAAUACAAUGUUUCGUGUAUCAUGACCAUGCCACAGUACCAGAGGCAAGGCUAUGGACGUUUCCUCAUUGAUUUCAGUUACUUAUUAUCCAAACGAGAAGGGCAACCUGGGACACCAGAGAAGCCCCUCUCCGAUUUGGGUCGUGUAUCAUACACUGCAUAUUGGAAGUCUGUUAUAUUGGAGUACCUUUAUCACGUGAAGGACCACAGUUCCUUUAGUAUUCAGGAUGUGGUGAAGGAGAAAGCCAUGUAUCCCGCUGAUGUCGCCUACACGCUUAAUAUCUUGGGAUUCUUUAAGAGAGACAUCAGUGACCAGAUGGUGGUUAGCAUAGACUGGACAUCAGUGGAUGAACACUAUCAGAAACAGCUCAACAAUCCUCGACGGUUGAGAUUAGACCCAGAGGCUCUUCGUUGGUCACCGCUACUGGCUGGCCAUAACAGUUCUCUCCAUCAAGACUCUGAUGAGGAGGAAGAAACACCAAAGGAUAGAGAUAUGAAGGUGGAGGAAAGUCAAGUUUUAGAGAACAGUAAGGUAGAAGAGGUGAAGGUGGAGCCUGUGAAAAUAUCAGAGAAUGUGACCCCAGAAGACACCAAGGAAGAGGAGGAGCUUAAGGAAGAGAAGGCAGUGGUACUUUCAGCUCCUAUUGUACCGCCUGCGUCCUCUACAGUAAAAAUCAGUCGCCCGCCUAAAUUAAAAGGCAGCUCAGAAAACCCUGUGUCAGUAGUUGAAGCCAAAGAAAGGGAGAAGGAGAACAUUAACAGCAGUAUUAACGAUGCUAAACAAAAUACCAUCUCUUCUCCGAGCAACAUUGACGAGAUGAAAGUGCCUGUAUCUCCUAAGGAAGAUGCUUAUGUGUUUAAGGAAGAAGAGGAAAAUGAAUUUGAUAGUAACUUUCGAAGCCUUAAAAGUGGGAGAAGAAAAUCCCAGACGUUAAAAGAGACCCAGUGUUCAUCAGAAAGACGACGAGCAAAGCGGGCAGGACACGCGCAAAAUGAAGAGAAAAUAGUAGCUGAAGAGAAACAGCUAGUUGUAGAGAAACAGUCGAAGGUUGAUGAACAGAGAACAGCAGCAGAAGACAAGACCAUAACUGUGGAUGAGACUCGGACUACAGUAGACGAGAAGAGAACAACUUUGGAGGAAAAUCUAUCCUCGGUAGAGAAAACAGCAGCAGAAAGCAAGAAGAUAGUUGUAGAUGGAAAGUGUACUAAAGAGGAGAAACGUUCCAAAGAAGAGAAGCGUACAUUGGUAGAAGAAAAACGGUCCAGAGAAGAGAAACGUACAUCAGUAGAGGAGAGACGUUCUAAAGAAGAGAAGCGUACAUCAGCAGAGGAGAAGCGUACCGCAGUAGAGGAGAAACGUUUGAAAGAAGAGAAGCGUAUAUCUGUAGAGGAGAAAUGUUCCAAAGAAGAGAAGCGCACAAUAGAUGAGAAACGUUCUAAAGAAGAGAAGCGUACAUCAGCAGAGGAGAAACGUUGUAAGGAAGAGAAACGACCAACAGUGGAGUUGAAACGUUCCAAAGAGGAGAAGUGUACAACAGUAGAGGAGAAAAAGGUAGCACUUGACGAGAAGAAACUUGCAGAUGACAGUAAAAAGUUGAGAGAAUUGGAGCCAUUGAUCACAGAAGAGGAACAAGUGACAGAGAAAGAGUUGGCUAAUGAUCUGAUGAACAACAAAAGAACUAGCCCAGUGGAAGCCAUUCCAUCCCUAAGAAAUUCUAGGAGAGUAACAUCAAGCUCGUGGGUGAACUAUGUAGAGUGUAAUAAUGACACCCGUGUUGUUGCUAAGGAAGAGCGCAGCUCAGUUUCAUUACCAAAGAGUAGGAGGGAAACUUCCUCAACACGAAGUAGAAGAAAAGCAGAAACUGAGGAGAAAGAGGAAGAGAACCGAAGGGAAAGCUUGACAAGAAGUAGAAGAAGAAUAGAUCCUGAAGAAAAUGAGGAGAGUCAUAAGGAACAUUUUUCAAGAAGUAGAAAAAGAUCAGAACCUGGAGAAUGCGAAGAUGAAAAUCGAAGAGAUUCAUCAGUUAAGAAAAGAAAAGCAGAUGUUGAAGAGGGCGAAGAAGAUUGUCACAAGGAAACGCCACCUAGAAUAAGAAGAACAGAAGUUAACGAAUGCGAAAAGGAGACUCGUAGGGAACCCUCUGCUAGAAGGAGAAGAAAAGUAGAAGCUGAAGAAAGUGAAGAAGAAAACAAGGAACCCUCAACCAGAAGAAGUAGAAGAAAAGCAGAAGCUGAAGAAAAAGAGGAAGAAAACAGAAGAAAAAUUGAAUUACAUGAAGCAGAAGAAAAGUCUACAACAAACUCGAGGGAAUCAUCACGAACAAGAAGAAAACAAGAUCCAGGUGGAGGGGAUCAACGAAAAGAACCUCAAGAGUUGCACACAGAGGAAUCGGAAAGGUCUCACAGGCUCAGAAACAAAGGUCAAAUUAAUUCUAGUAGGAACAGUAGCAGUAGCAGGGAGGUCAGGAGAAGGAAACACUCUGAGAUUGAAGAUGAGGAAGAGAGAACACCAGAGAUAAACAAUAGAUGUAGAAGUGCGAGACUAAAGUUACAAGAGGCAGAAGAUUGUCUCAGUUCUCGGAGUAAGAGGCUCAAGAAGAACGAGGAAGGGGACAGAAUAACCAGAAGAAGAGAAGAAUUAGAUAAGGAAGCAAGACAUGACGAGGUACAAGAAGACACCACGAGGAUUAGGAAAUCAAAGCGUAUUGAAGAACAGCCCGAGCCGUUUAAUCUGAGACCCAAGAAACCCCGACCUAGUCGACACUUAGAGGGAGCUGCAGCAGGACUCAGGACCAAUGUGUCGAGUGGAUCCACCAUUGAACACGAGCAGGAGGAAGAGAAAGAUCAAGAGGAAGAAGUGGAUAAAGAGGAGGAAGAUGGCGUGGACAACACGGACUUGGAAAUGCCACACCUCGAGCCUAUGGUUGACAUUGAGAAGCGAACAGACGCUCCUCAACCUGAACAGUCACCAGAAAAUAAGAAAAAUGAGGAGGAUGCCAACUCAGAAACCUUACCAGAUACCAAAGUAGAGAACAAGGCAACUCCAGAUCCAGACGAUAAAAUAAAUGAGAGCGAGCAGCCCUCGCUUGUCAGAAAGAGAGGCUGGCCGAAAGGUGUGCCUCGGGGCCCGAAGAACACGAGCCGUGGCAGGGGCCGAGGCCCAAGUAGACCAUCUGGAAGGGGACGAGGGAGGCGAUGGUUUAAAGAAGACAAAAAGCCUCCUGCAGUGGAUGCUGCUGACCUGCAAGAAAGUUUGCAUGAGGAUUCUGAGAAGCUGAGUACAUCAGCAGAAAACCUGUUGGUGACAGAAAACCACCUGGAUGCAACAGAGAAUCAUAUGGCCCCAUCAGAAGACUGGAUGGAUGCACCAGAUGACCAAAUGGAAGUGACCGAAAACAAGUUGAAUACAACAGAAAAUGUGCUGGAAUCGAGAGAGGAGGUGGAGAACCAGCUGGGCGUGACAGAGAGCCAUUUGGAAAAGACUGAGAACCGAAUGGAUAAAGUAGAAUCCAUUCAGGAAAGUAAACUUCAGAAUGAGGAAGCUAACAAAGUUUUUCACAAUGGUGAGAAUAGUACUGUGGUGGGGGAAAAUAAAAAUGAAGAAAAGAUUCAAGAAAGGGAAGUGCGUGAGGAAAAUUGUGCGGUGGAAAAUGAUAAGACUAUAAAUGACAUCAGCAGUGAUGAAGUAGUGCACAAGGAUAGUGAUGAAGUACUAAACAAGAGUAGUGGUGAAAUAGUGAACAAGAGUAGUGAUGAAGUAGUGAACAAGAGCAGUGAUGAAAUAGUGCACAAGGGUAGUGAUGUAGUGAACAAGAGUAGUGAUGAAGUAGUGAACAAGAGCAGUGGUGAUGUAGUGAACAAUAAUGAUGAAGCAGUGCAAAACAUAACACAUUCUGAUAGUGAGAUGGAGGUAGUUAAAGAAUGUGGUAUUGCCUCUGAAUCAGAAAGUAAACAUUUAGAUACAAGUGAUAGAAAAGAUACAGAAAGACAGAAUGAUGAAAUGGAGGUGGAGAAAGAGAAUCAUGACCCUGCUAAGGAAGUGGUAAUUGAGAAAGAAGCAGGUAGUGAUGCAGAACAGGAACUGAGUGAAGCAGACAAAGCUGUAGCCAGCAUUAUAAAUGGAACUUGUGAGGGUGUCCCCAAUGGAGAUUGUCUGGAGCAUGAAACUUACAACAGUCCACCCCCAGUAGAAGUUCAUGAAGUUGUAGAAUGUAAAGUAGGAGAUGGUAGAGUAGAUGAAGCAUAUCAGGAAGAAGUCACAAAAGCUGUUGAGAGUAUUUGGGGAGGAACAGAGGAACGAGAUCCCACAUUGAUUGAGGAUACCAGACCACCCGAGAUCAUUGAGGAACCCAAGGUUCUCGGUCCUGCCCUGCCACAAUUAAAUGUGUCGUUAAUUCCACAUCCUUCCCCAGUCAUUCCUCCCUGUUCCUCCUUACAGUCAGCUGAAAUAAUUCCUCCAAGUCCUACUAAUUCUUUAGAGCAUUCUAGGUCUCCAGUAUCCUCUGUUCCUCCCUCUCCCAUCCCCAGUUCUCCACCUCCAGCACCAGCGCCUCCAUCACCCACACCUUCCCCUGUGCCAUCAUUACUUCCAUCUGACUCUCCACUAGAGCCACCCUGUGCUCCUGCUCCAGUUACUCCCACUUCUCCUCAGUCCUUAGCAUCUCCAGCUUCACCGUCCUCAAUUGGAUCUCCUGCUUCACUGCACUCGCCUUCCUCUCCAAUCCCAGAAAUUGCAGAUGAACCAGUAAGACCAGCCUCACCCUCACCAAUAGGCCUCUCCCCUCGGCCAGUUGGCUUAGAGAACAGUCAAUCUUCGUGUCACUUGCCGGUAGUUGGGGAAACUGUACCUGUCUCUGAAACUCCUAUACUAUCAUCAGUAUCUAGUCACCAUAGCCAAGAGAAGCAAGAUAGUAAAGAUCAGCAUUGUGAGCCUGUGAUAGAAGAUUUGCAACAUCAGCAACAAGAACAAGCCAAGGAGUGUUCUGAGGAAGGUGAAGGUCAUGCAAGUGAGUCCAGGGUGCAGGCCACAGUUCCUGGAGUACAGGACACACUCAGUGCUGCUGGUCAUCAGGAAGAGAACUUGCCUUCACAAAUGGAACAAACGUUUGAACCCAUUGACGAGCCAAAGAUAGAUAAUCAUCUAACAGGACAAGAGGCUGCACACACACAUGACCUUGCAUUAGAUGUUGAAGAUGGACCUAAAGCAUUAAAUUCUUCAGCAGGGAACACAUCACCCUCAUCUUGUGGUUCGACCAAUACCACAUCUGUGAUCACCCGCCAAGCACCUACUCCUACUCCACCACACCAACAAGAUGUUAGCAGCAUGGGUGUGUAUACACCAGAUUCCACCACAAAUUCUGUGCAUUCAAUGCAUGGAUAUUCACAGGGUGAAUUUGAUGUAUCACAGCUUGGUAUUGAAUCCCCAACAUCCAUAUCAAGUAAUGAAAUGGCUCAUUCUGUGGAAGCACCUCAGCAAGCAUCAACACCACAGAGCUAUAGUGAUUGUGCACAAAUAUCCAGUCAAGUCCAACCUCCAACACCCACCCAUGUACAGCCCACCACCCCAACCCAUGUGCAGCCCACUACCCCAACUCAUACACAACCUACUACUCCAACUCCUCCACACAUAGCAAGGACCACUCCAACCCCCACCCCUAUACUUCCACAGCCAAUUCCACAGCCUCAACCUCAGCCGCAGGCAAUUAUUACACAGGCUGCGGCUCAAACUGUUCCUACAAUUGGGGUAGUAACGUUGCCCCAUACACAUUCACAUCAAGCACCAGCUAAGCACCAACCAUCCAAACAACGGCAUAUACAGCCUAAACCCCCUUCCCAACCACAAACACAGGUGACUUCUGCUGGCUCCCGGCCACCAUCCAACCUUAGCACUCAGCUGUCUCCUCAGUCUGUUGCAGCCAUGCAUGUAUCCAGUCAAGUUAAUGCAAUGACUCAACGAAUGGUAGCAUCCACUUCUCACCCACCCUCAGGUCUAGGUCAGCACCACCCUAUGUCCUACCACCCUCAUGGUGCCCACACUCCACACCCUCCACGCACUCCUCAUGUAACACACACACAUUCACAAAUGCAAAACUUUGGUCAUCAUCCAAAUUAUAUGAUGGGGCCACAUCAGCAAAUGUUAGGGCAUCAUGGGUCAAUGAUCAGUCAGGGUUAUCUUCCACAGCCAUCUGUGACUACAUAUGCUCAGGCACACACGCCUGCUCAUUCAUCUUCAUAUAUGACUUCAGUUAUACAGUCACGUAUGGGGGGACCAAGCACUCCUCAGCAGGGUACAAACCAUAACUCCUCAGCCUCAGCCCAACGCUCUGGUCAAAAUUCUUCCUCUGCCUCGUCUUCUCAACGUUCUACCCAUGCGGCAAGUGCUUCUAGUGUAUGUGGACCUUCAGGAGCCAAUUACCACUUUCUAAAUUCCAGCCCUCCAGGACCAUCUCCCACCCCAACUCCAAUGGCUAAUGAGCAGCAUCACCCAGGAGGAGCUCAAGGAAGUGCUUCAUCGUGUAGUAUAGCACGGUUGCAGCAGCUUACAAAUGGGAUUAUGGAUAUUGUGCCACCACCCCCAUGUGCAGGUGUAACUCCUCCACCACACACAGUGACACCUCCCCCAUCUCACACCGUUACUCCACCACCCGCCGUCACUGCAGCUGCUGCUGCUGCCCAACGUAAUAUGACACCACCCAUCUCAAACUUACAGUCCCAGGUGCCAUUGUCUUAUAAAUAUAAAUCACACCAGGCAGCAGCAGCAGCUCAGAUGUCCUCCAAUAUGAUGGCCCCAGCUAUGUUGGGUUACCAAGUGAAUGGUUACCGAAUGCCGGGCCAACCGGGGGGUAUGUCGCCCCUCAACACAUCGUACCUGACCAACCCUUCAUUUAUGAAUCAGCAGCUGCCCAUGCAGAUGAUGAAUAUGCACCCCCAGGCUGCUGGCCAGUACCAGGACCCACGUUCCCAGCCCCAGAACACCAUGUACCCACCAUAUUCUUACAUGCCGCCACUACAGCUCAAUGGCACCAUGCGUCGAUAGUCCCAACACUCAAAUCUCAGUAUUUUCAUUAUGGUGCUUAUUAAUGAGUAGCAACUGUCAGCGCAAGUGCAAUGUUGGUGUUGGCUGUGCUGAAUGCAGUUACAGAAAGUAUGACUUAUGCAAGACUAGGCAAUAUUUUGACUAGUGAAAUAAGGUGUGUCAGGGUAUGUGAUCAAGUGGAACAACACAAACUUUUUGUGUGUUGUGAAGAACCCUGAUAUCCAUAUUGCUUGAAUUACACAAAGAUUUUUUUAGUGAAAACUCAUAUUUUUGGGCCUGUUGUGAGAGCUAUAUUUUAGAUACUUAUUUAUGGUGUUUAUACAUGGUUUAAGAAAUGAUGCUAUAACUAAUUUACUUUUACUUGGCAACUUUGAUGGUCAAGUUAAUAAUUUAGAGACUCCAUGCUGUGUGGAGAAACAUUAGUGAGCAAAAUAAUGUUGAUAUCUGUAUUUUGGCAUGAACCUGGUGUUCUGAGUUCAGUUUAAUGGACUUGGGGUGAAGCCUGAUUUUCAUCUAAGUACAAAGUGAUCUUAAAUAAUCGAUUAAUUGACUGAGAAGUGUGCUUAAUUGUUAUAGGGCAGUGUAAUCUAAGUUUAUUUUAGUGAUGAAAGAAGUCUUAGUCUUUUACGUUGUGAUACUGAGCUUGGUGUGAGGCCAAUGUCAGCAUAAUGUUUUAAUGAUGGCAGGAAUGGGGGCAUGCAGAGCCCCAUUUCCCAGUGGAUAAUCAUAUCUCUUGAGUAUUAAUGUACAACAUGUCAGUCUGGUAAGUCGGUUUGGAUCUGGCUUUAGAGGGAAAUGAAGUCAUCUUUUGUGGUUUUGUAUCCAGUUGUAGAGGCUUUUUUGUUUGUAUUUAUUGUGGCAUAAACCGUGUAAAGUAAACCAUUGGUGGAGCACUGUAGAGUGGCUCUCCAGUUCUGCAUUUUCUUUUCUUUUUUUUCUCUUGUCCUUUUUAUACACUGUAGAUUUUGAAUUUCCAGUCUUUCAUAGGGAAACAUUAUUUUAAUAUACUAUUUCUUUCCUCAUUGGUAUUGAGAGCUUUAGUUAUGAUUCUGGGAAUAUGUUCAUAGAGUAUAAGGAUGUGUUUCCCAGUUUUAUUUUUUCCUUUUUUUUUUCCUAGAUGAGAGUUUAAUUAUUUGACCAUUGAUUAUAAACCAUUUUCUUUUAGUCAUAUUUAAUUUUGCAAUAUAUGGUCAGUUCAGCCUCGAGAUAUUAUUGAUUAUUUUCAGUAAGAAUUGAGGAUUUAUAUUUUUAAGUUUUGUACACUGGCUAGGCAUUAUUGACGUGGAACGAGAAUCCUCAUCAGUUAUAUUGAUUUUUUUCCCGAGUCCCAAGGAAAGAUGCAAUAUUGGUCUUGAAGUGUUGCCCCAACCAUGUGCAUUUAGUAGGCCACUUGCUAAAAUAAAACUAUCAAGUUGUGCUCUUACAGAUUGGGACUGUCAUAUCCUAUUAGUGAUACACUCCACAUGUUUAAAAAUCCUUUAAUGUUUUAAAGUAUAGCCAGCAGGGCAUUGUGUGGGCUGGUGAUUCUGUGAAGGGGUAGCGUCCAAUGGCGGAUCAUCUGGCAGACCAGGGCAGCAUUUUAUCUGAUUAUGAUCACCUAUAAGAUCUUGUAACUAAGCUGUACAUUUCUGCUUUUUAAAAUGUUAAAUAAAAUACUUUAUUUAAAUGUA
Messenger RNA from Procambarus clarkii (red swamp crayfish), 11889 nucleotides. RefSeq lists its product as uncharacterized. Gene Ontology annotation, cellular component: MOZ/MORF histone acetyltransferase complex; chromatin. The record is from RefSeq and is a predicted model, not a curated record. Gene Ontology annotation, biological process: positive regulation of transcription by RNA polymerase II; negative regulation of DNA-templated transcription. Gene Ontology annotation, molecular function: DNA binding; histone acetyltransferase activity; transcription coregulator activity. NCBI's taxonomy places the organism in Eukaryota, Metazoa, Arthropoda, Malacostraca, Decapoda, Cambaridae.